AUGCCGGCCCUCCUGCUCCUCGGGACCCUCGUGCUCCUGGCCUCCACCGCCGGCCAGGCCGGGGCGCGCCCGUCCAACGCCACGAGCGCCGACCCCCCCGGCCCGCUGCCCGCCCUGUUAGCGCACCUGCGGCGCCUGACCGGGGCGCUGACGGGCGGCGGGGGCGCGGCGGGCCCGGGCGCCAACGGCACCAGGACCAGCCCCGCAGGCGGCCCCGGCGCAGCAGCCCGGGCGCCGCCUCCUGCCGAGCUCUGCCAUGGCUACUACGAUGUCAUGGGCCAGUACGACGCCACCUUCAACUGCAGCACGGGCUCCUACCGCUUCUGCUGCGGAACCUGCCACUACCGCUUCUGCUGCGAGCACCGCCACAUGCGCCUGGCGCAGGCCUCCUGCUCCAACUACGACACGCCGCGAUGGGCCACGACGCCGCCGCCGCUGGCCGGGGGCGCGGGGGGCGCCGGGGGCGCGGGCGGGGGCCCAGGGCCAGGCCAGGCCGGGUGGCUGGAAGGGGGCCGUCCUGGGGGUGCGGGGGGACGAGGGGGCGAGGGCCCUGGAGGCAGCACCGCCUAUGUGGUGUGCGGGGUCAUCAGCUUCGCCCUGGCCGUGGGCGUCGGAGCCAAAGUGGCCUUCAGCAAGGCGUCCCGCGCGCCCAGGGCGCACCGCGAGAUCAACGUGCCCAGGGCCCUGGUGGACAUCCUGAGGCAUCAGGCGGGGCCUGGAACCCGUCCGGACCGGGCCCGAAGCAGCUCCCUGACCCCAGGGACUGGGGGUCCCGACAGCAUGCCCCCCAGGACGCCCAAGAACCUCUACAGCACAGUGAAGCCCCCCAACAUCGAGAAUCUGCACCACAACUACCUGCACCUCAGCGCCAACAGCCCCACGCACCGAGCCGCCAUGCUGGACUGGAGGGCCCUGCCACCACCCAGCCCCUCCCUGCACUACUCCACGCUGUCCUGCUCUCGCUCCUUCCACAACCUCUCGCACCUGCCCCCGUCCUAUGAGGCUGCUGUGAAGUCGGAACUGAACCGCUACUCCUCCCUGAAGAGGCUGGCCGAAAAGGACUUGGACGAGGCCUACCUGAAGCGCCGGCACCUGGCCGAGAUGCCCCGCGGGACGCUGCCCCUGCACGCGCUGCGGCGACCCGGCACUGGAGGCGGCUACCGCAUGGAGGGCUGGGGUGGCCCGGAGGAGCUGGGCCUGGCGCCCGCGCCCAACCCGCGGCGGGUCAUGUCCCAGGAGCACCUGCUGGGCGACGGAGGCCGGGCCUCGCGCUACGAGUUCACGCUGCCUCGCGCGCGCCUCGUGUCGCAGGAGCACCUGCUCCUCUCCUCGCCUGAGGCCCUGCGACAGAGCCGCGAGCACCUGCUGUCGCCCCCGCGCAGCCCAGCGCUGCCCCCCGAGUCGGCCCCCCGGGCCAGCCUGGCGGCCUCACACUCCAACCUGCUGCUGGGGCCGGGGGGGCCCCCGACGCCGCUGCACGGGCUGCCGCCCUCCGGCCUGCACGCCCACCACCACCACGCCCUGCACGGCUCGCCGCAGCCCGCCUGGAUGUCCGACGCCGGGGGCGGGGGCACGCUGGCCCGGAGGCCGCCCUUCCAACGCCAGGGCACCCUGGAGCAGCUGCAGUUCAUACCUGGCCACCACCUGCCCCAGCACCUGCGCACUGCCAGCAAGAACGAGGUGACUGUCUGA
This is a messenger RNA of Marmota flaviventris (yellow-bellied marmot), 1692 nucleotides long. The record is from RefSeq and is a predicted model, not a curated record. Lineage: Eukaryota; Metazoa; Chordata; Mammalia; Rodentia; Sciuridae.